Molecule: messenger RNA, 3093 nt
Organism: Choloepus didactylus (southern two-toed sloth)
Lineage: Eukaryota; Metazoa; Chordata; Mammalia; Pilosa; Megalonychidae
Gene: XRCC3
Product: X-ray repair cross complementing 3
Exons: 8
Coding region: 207-1268 (353 amino acids)
Biological process (GO): telomere maintenance via recombination; double-strand break repair via synthesis-dependent strand annealing; resolution of mitotic recombination intermediates
Cellular component (GO): replication fork; Rad51C-XRCC3 complex
Molecular function (GO): four-way junction DNA binding; ATP binding; ATP-dependent DNA damage sensor activity
Source: RefSeq, a predicted model, not a curated record
CAGGCUCCUCCCCUCACGAGGAAACUGGGACUUUGGGUUGGCCAGUUAGCAAGUGACGCAAAAGAUACUUCUCUUCUGAUUGGCGUAGGCGGCGCGGGCCCUCGGCGCUGAUUGGAAGAGGGUACUGCGAAGGGCGGGACGGCGGAAAGAAGAGCGUUGAGAGUGCGCGAGGGGAUAAGCCAGCUCUGCCGCCCACACCCUCAGAGAUGGACGUGGAGCAGCUGGACCUGAACCCCAGGAUUAUUGCUGCGGUGAAGAGAGUUUGUGUGAUUCUAGCCGGACUGAAGGCAGUGAAGGAGGUUUUGCAGUUCUCUGGGCCGGACCUGCAGCGGCUGACCCGGCUGCCCGGCGCCGACGUCCAGCGCCUGCUGAGGACGGCCUCGUGCAGCCUGCGGGGCGGCAGUGGCAUCACAGCGCUCCACCUGCUGCGGCACAAGGACGCCUUCCCCGCGCAGCACCAGCGCCUGAGCCUCGGCUGCCCGGUGCUCGACGGCCUGCUCCGCGGCGGGCUGCCCCUGGACGGCAUCACCGAGCUGGCCGGCCGCAGCUCGGCAGGGAAGACCCAGCUGGCCCUGCAGCUCUGCCUGGCCGUGCAGCUCCCGCGGUGCCACGGCGGCCUGGAGGCGGGGGCCGUCUACAUCUGCACCGAAGACGCCUUCCCGAGCAAGCGUCUGCAGCAGCUCAUCGCCCAGCAGCAGCGCCUGCGGAUGGACGUCCCGGGGGAGGUGGUGGCGAAGAUCAAGUUUGGCAACCACAUCUUCGUGGAGCACGCGGCCGACGUGGACGCCCUGCUGGAGUGUGUGGCCAGGAGGGUCCCCGUCCUGCUGGCGCAGGGAAGGGCCCGCCUGGUGGUCAUCGACUCAGUGGCAGGCCCCUUCCGCUGCGAGUGGGACGGCUCAGACCCCGGCACCAGGGCCCGGAGCCUGCAGUCUCUGGGGGCCACACUGCGCCGCCUAAGCAGCACCUUCCAGAGCCCGGUGCUCUGCGUGAACCAGGUGACGGAGGCUGCGGGGGAGCAGGUGCCUGGGCCGCCGGGGUCCUGCGAUGAGGGGCUCUCCCCGGCCCUCGGGAUAACCUGGGCCAAUCAGGUCCUGAUGAGGCUGACGGUGGACCGUGCCCGCGGCGAGGAGGCACUGCCCGGCCACCCAGCGCGGACCCUGCGGGUGGCCUUUGCUCCUCACCUGCCCCCGUCCUCGUGCUCCUACACGGUCAACGAGGAAGGUGUGCGUGGGACGCCUGGGACCGAGUCCCUGGGACAGAGCCGCUAGGACAGCCGGCCGGGCCUGGGAGAUGGCCCGACUUGGCAGGACCCUUAAAACUGCGCUCGCAGCACGGACGGCGCCCGGCCCUGCCACGGCCUCUGGAGCCACCCCAGCCUUCCCCCCUCGGGCUCGGGGAGCUCCAGCAGCCCCAGCCCCACACCCGGGACCGGGACAGCCACACGCAGCCCACCCCACAGUGCUGGGCGGGCCCCUGCCCUCCUUCCCGUGGCUUUCUGAGAUGCUGUGCUGUCGGAAGGCACCUCAACUGGAGGGAAAGGAGCUACCCUGGCUUGCCACCCCCCUUCCCGGGGCCCACCCCCGCCCUGGCUCACUGCACCCUGAAGACGGUGGAAAGUUUCCCAUCCAGACACGUGCUCGGUUAGGUGCCGGGUGGAAGGGUCCCUACAGAGAGCCAGAACAAAUGGCAGAGAGGCCUGGGGGAGAGCUGUCUGUCUGUCUGUCUGUCUGCUGCGUUCCCCAACCCCAGCGCCCACCAGCCCAGCCUGGACCAAGUGGUAAAAGCGGCUGCAGGUGCUGCUGGUGAUGCCCAGGGGCCCGGCCAGCCUGUCAGGAAAGCCAGUCCCAGGCAGGGGGAGAUCACCCAAAGCGAGCGGCCCCCCACGUGUCCCGGCGCCUCCCCCCGGGUGGGGGCCUCAGUCCUCAACGGAAAGCCGGACCACCCUCAGUCACACCUGGGCCGUGGACCCCAGGGUCCGACCUGCUGACCCUCGAGACCAGGCCCGGCGGACACCAUGGCCGUGACGCCCAGCCCAGGAGCUGGGGCCCCGCACACCGGCUGCCCAGACACCCACUGGGCCUCCCAGGGCUCACCCCGCUGCCCGCAGUGCCGGGCGAGGGCAGGUAGCACCUGGACCCGUCCCCAGGUGACAAACCCAGGGAGCAGGUGUCCCACUGCCAGGCUUGUCCUCAGGGGUCACCUUGGCCAACCCGGGGACCUUCAGGGUUUUUGCUUUUGUAUUUUAUAUUUUGACAUAACGAACAAAAACUGAGUUUAUAUCUUGACUCAGAGGUUUCAUGAUUUUGGAUUAAAGACAAGUUCCUAACUUCCCCUCCCCCAGUAUCCUCUGCUGUUUGCAUCUCUGUGUAUUGGCUAUUUACAGUCGUCUCUUAUAAGUGACAUCGUGCAGUGUCCUCACGUGUCUUGCUUAUUUUGUUGAGUGUAACGUUUUCAAGGUUCUUCUGUGUUAACCGCUUGUUUCAGGACUUCAUUUUUUUAAUGACCAAAUAAUACUCCAUUGUAUGUGUGCACAUUUUGUUUGUUCGUUCAUCUGUUAACGGACACAGGUUGUUUCCAGGUUUUGGCUCUUGUGAAUAAUGCUGCCGUGAACAUUUGUGUGCACGUCUCUGUUUGCCACCCUGUUUUCACUCUCAGUAUGUCCUGGAAAUGGGACCGCUGGGCCAAACAGUGAUGCUGCAUGUGACUCCGAGGAGCCGCCGUGCUGCUUUCCGCAGGGAGUGCACCACUUUCCAUCAGACCAGCAGCUCGAGCUCCAGUUCCUUCGUGUCUUCUCCACAUGCUGUUCUCUGUUUACUUUUUACUAAUAACCGUUCUUGUGUUUUGAUUUGCAUUUCCCUUGUGGCUGUUGACGUUGAGCAUCUUUGUAUCUUUGGAGAAAUGUCUAUUCAAGUCCUUUGCCCAUAUUUUAACUGGGUAGACUGCCUUUUUGUUGUUGCAUUAUAAAAGUUCUUUAAUAUUAUGGAUAUUGAACCCUUCUCCAGUAUAUGGUUUGCAACUACUUUCUCCCAUUCUGUAGGUUAUUUUCUCACUUUUCUUGAUAAUUUCCUUCAGUGCAUACAAAAGUUUUUAAUU